Molecule: messenger RNA, 678 nt
Organism: Schistosoma guineensis
Lineage: Eukaryota; Metazoa; Platyhelminthes; Trematoda; Strigeidida; Schistosomatidae
Source: the annotation of a GenBank genome assembly
AUGAUGAAAUUUCAGUUGACACAAAAAUUUUGGUUCCUUGUAUUCAUUAUAUUGAAUUGUUUUGUUGCCGUAACAAGUUUUAUAUUAUUUGUAUUAAGUAUAAAAGCCGAGGAUAAUCUACUUAAAUAUAAAUUAAUAUUACAAUAUACAAUACCGGCUAUUUAUCCAACAGGAAUAUUUACAGGAAGUCUUGGUUUAAUAACAGCAUGUUUAGGAUUUAUUGGAUUAUGGAAACAAAUGAAUAUUUUAUAUCUUUUACAUGUAAUUUGUUUGUCCAUAGCAACAAUCAUCAAUCUAUGUAUAGCUAUUGUAACAUUGAUAACUGAUCAUCAAUUUUUUAUACGUGCUAAACAAGCAUUAGAUACUACUAUUAAAUAUUAUUAUAAGAAUGAUGAAUAUGCAGAUGAAUUUGAUGAAUUACAUAGAAAAUUUUUCUGCUGUGGAGUUAAUUCGUAUGCUGAUUUUAAAAAAGCUAAAGUAUUAAUACCAUUCUCGUGUAGAGUUGGUCAGUAUGUUUAUGCAAGAGGUUGUUUUGAUGAAUUAAGUGAAUACGUACAAUAUUACAUAACAUUAUUAUCAUCAAUUUGUUUUACUACAUCAUUUAUCUAUGCUGUAUUCAUAGGUGUAGCAAUUAGAAAUCUUCGUAAAUCAAUUAAAGGAAUAAAUUCAUCUUCAUAA